GUGGAUUCUCUCUCAUCAAGCAUUGGGAUGGUGAGUGAGAAUGAGGAGACACCCCAGCAGGAAGAUGCUGAGGAAGUAGAAUCCUAUAGAAUGUUAUCAGGAAGAUCCAAAGGGAAUGAUUCCGGGAGUUGUGCACUCCCAGAAAAAGCAAAAGCCUGUGAGAGUCAGCAAAGGCCAGAGGAAAACUUCAGUAGCCACUCAGACCUUAUUAAAUGUGAGAGAAUUAACUUGGAAGAGACAUGCUGCGCAAGCCAUGAGUGCGGGAAAAUCUUCAAUCAGAGCUCAGCCCUUACCACAUAUCAGAGAAUCCACAAUGGAGAGACGUCCUACACAUGCUCUGAGUGCGGGAAAAGUUUUAGUUGGCACUCACACCUUAGCAUACAUCGUAGAAUCCACACAGGAGAGAAACCCUACACGUGCUCUGAGUGCGGGAAAAGCUUCAAUCAGAGCUCAAACCUUAUCACACAUCAGAGAAUCCACACUGGAGAGAUGCCCUUCACAUGCUCUGAGUGUGGGAAAAGCUUCAGUCAGAGCUCAAGACUUAUCACACAUCAGAGAAUCCACAGCGGAGAGACGCCCUACACAUGCUCUGAGUGCGGGAAAAGCUUCCAUCAGAGAUCACACCUUAUGACACAUCAGAGAAUCCACACAGGAGAGACACCCUACACGUGCUCUGAGUGUGGGAAAACCUUUAGUUGGCACUCGCACCUUAGCAUACAUCGUAGAAUCCACACUGGAGAGAAACCCUACACGUGCUCUGAGUGUGGGAAACACUUCAGUUAUAGCUCAGCUCUUACCACCCAUCAGAAAAUCCACAGUGGAGAGAGGCCUUACGCAUGCUCUGACUGUGGGAAAUGCUUUAAUCGGAGCUUAAACCUUAUCAGACAUAGGACAAUCCACACAGACGAGAAACCUUAUGGAUGCUCUGAGUGUGGGAAACGCUUCAGUUGGAGCUCAAGCAUUAUUAAACAUCAGAAAACCCACAUGGGAAAGAACUGUAAUAAAUGCCUUGACUAAGGCUGGCCAAAGAUUUUUUUUUUUUAAAUCACAUUUGCUAAUUCCCACAUAGUAAUCUUUCACCAUCUUCACCGUUGUCUCUCAGCUCCACCAGAUGAGUUGCCUGCUUCUGCCUUUUGCAGGUCACCCUUCUUUGGGGUCAGUCCUCUGAUCUUUUCUAUCAACUCCUUUCCUUUUGAGCCAUAGGAGUGUGUGUCCCUCCUUCCAGGAAUGUUCAUCAGCUCCAGAUGGGAGAAAGAAGUUUGAUCCCAACAAGUACAGUGAGGCAAAAACUACCUGUCCCUUACAUCCACUAGGACUGUACAUGGCGUUGGCAGCUCAAGUUAGUGAUCUUGGUGUAAAAAGACAAUUAUAGUUGUAGUGCAGAUGCAGCCCAGGUGCAGUGGUUGGCAUUAGCUUUCCCCUUGACCUGACCUAAACUCCAUCACUUUUCCGCGUCUAAACAAACCCUGAGCAUCAGGUUUAUACUGUUCCCCAUUUCAAAGCAAUUCUAGGUCAUCAAGUUUCCCCUUCAGGAACAAAUUGUUUCAUUCCCCGUCACCAUCCCAAUCCCCUGUUGUUCAAUUGGUUAGGUCAAUAUUUUUUCUAAAGGGCUGGGAAGAGGAUUCCCUAGUAAAUGACUUGUA
Caretta caretta (loggerhead turtle) is the source of this 1643-nucleotide messenger RNA. RefSeq lists its product as uncharacterized. Gene Ontology annotation, molecular function: RNA polymerase II cis-regulatory region sequence-specific DNA binding; DNA-binding transcription factor activity, RNA polymerase II-specific. Gene Ontology annotation, cellular component: transcription regulator complex; PcG protein complex; chromatin. Gene Ontology annotation, biological process: regulation of transcription by RNA polymerase II. Lineage: Eukaryota; Metazoa; Chordata; Testudines; Cheloniidae. The record is from RefSeq and is a predicted model, not a curated record.